UUUUGACAAUAGUCUGAAGUUGGUAUCAGAAGUUGUUUAAGGAAUGGUGGGGUGUGUGAUGCAGUAUGUGUUUUGGGGCCAUACAUAGCCAUCACCGACAAUUUGACAUCUGACAGAGUGAUUGUGAUAUUAUUUACAUAUCUAAUGGCAGGGAAUACAUUCCAAGGACGACACUCUCGCCAGCCAAGCAAAAACACGCUUCUGAAAGUAGUUAUACUUGGUGAUGGAGGAGUUGGAAAGUCGUGUCUUAUGAAUAGAUUUGUUAGCAAUCAUUUUGAUGAACAUUCUUUCCAUACAAUUGGAGUAGAAUUUCUUAAUAAGGAUAUAGAAAUAAAUGGAGAAAUGUACACACUACAGAUAUGGGAUACUGCUGGUCAGGAGAGAUUUAAAAGCCUCCGUACCCCAUUUUAUCGUGGCUCUGACAUUUGUCUUCUGACCUAUGCAGUCGAUGAUCGAGCCAGCUUCCAAAACUUGGCAAUGUGGCGUAAUGAGUUUUUAUAUUAUGCUGACGUGAAAGAAGGUACAGCAUUUCCAUUUUUGGUCGUUGGGAACAAAGUGGAUAUGGGUAAUGAGCAACGUGAAGUUACUACAGAAGAAGCACGUGCUUGGUGUUUGGAAAACGGUAAUCUACCACAUGUAGAAACUAGUGCUAAAGAUGCAACAAAUGUACAAGAAGCAUUUUCAUUAGCUGUCGAGAGUUGGGCACAGCUAGAAGCCAAACUGGAUCGUCCGUAUAUUGGAGAAACAGUGGAUCUUAGAAGGCAACAACCAGAACAGAGGUCAUCUUGCUGUUUGUACGUUGCAGGAAACAAUGAGUAGCUGUAAAUGGCCUGCAGCUACAACAGUUCCCUACCUAGUCAGUACAUUGCACUUAGCAUUUAUUUAAAUGGUUAUAGCUUUGUUUUUCUGUUGUUCACCAAAGUGUUUAUUUGCAUCAGUAUUAAUCAUUGUUGACAGUGUUCAUUGAAGAACAGUCCAUGUAUCAUGAUUAUAUUAUUUAUGUUGUAUCUGUUCCGAAGUUUUGUUUGAAGGCAAUGAUAAGUUUGCUUGGUGAUUGAAAAUGACAAAUAUCAAAUGAAAAUAUUGUUUUAUAGUGUAAAUGUAAUUUGAAAACUAUUUUAGAAAAAAUAUAUAAUAUGAUGCUAUCCUGGGCAAUUGAAAGGAACUGGUAAGGUGUGAUUUGUGAACAUAUAUUUGGAAAUGUAAAAUUUCUAAAUGUAGGGUCAUGCCCAUUUUACAUGUGGUAAUGGUAACAUGAAAAAACAAAAAUCUAAUGGCAGCUUGUCUCCUGUAGUGACUCAUUUAAGUAUGAAAGGAAAUAGGAAUGAGAGAGAUACUUAAGCAAUUAAUGUUAAAUAUUAUACCAAUGAAAUUCACCAAACUCAUAUCUACAGUAAAUGCUUGAAGCGAAAUUUUAAAAUUAGAGUAAUUUAAAAUAAUGUUUUUGUGCAUAUUUAAAUGGAUGUUGGACCAAGAACUGGUUGGCUUUAUUUUUUACUACAUGAUAAUGCUGUUGCAUUUUUUUCAAAUGCUGCUUAUUUUGAAAUGUGAGACUUAACUGAUGUGAAAGUGCAUGCAACAGUACUGUAAAAUAAUGUUGAUGUUUAAAAAGGCUGAAAUGUUCCAAUAUCUAACUAAUUUUUUAAGGCAAAGACAUAUUUUAUCACUGCAGUGUAUCAUUUAAAUGGCUUUUGAUAAAGUAUUGUAGAUGUAAGUGUUUACUGAACUUGCAUAUUUCUCUUAUAUAUGUACAUUAAUCUUUGUAAAAUGGUAGUUACUUAUCGAAUACAAUAUUACGCUUUAUAGACAUUUAUUGAACUGCCACAGUACAAUAUUCAUUUCUCACUAUUAGCAAGUAAAAAAUAACUCCUUAAAAUUACCAUUAAAUAUAUGAGAAUUUGCAGUUGUAGUUUUGUGAGUAAGAACAUCAUAUUCAUGCUGCAAAGAUAAGUCGUACAGUAUUAGUUCCUUAUAAUGGCAGUGAUGUUAUUAAGUUGCAUAUAUAGGAGUACAAGUGAUUUACUUUCUACUCUUAAUUGUGGUUUGACAAUUUCAUCAGUCCAGUUAUUUUAGUUUUCUGUCAUGUACUAUACAAACUUCCACUAUUUUCUGAAAUGUGCAUUUGAAUUCUACUACUAUCACAUUACACAAAUAUUGAAAAUAACAAGCCAUUUACUGUGUCAGCGUACUGAUAUUAGAUUUUUUAAAGCAAUAAACUAUUUCACUAUUUUAUUCAAGCUCUUAUCUAAUUCAGGUUAUUAACUAAUCCUUCUUUCUCAUGCUAUUAGGAUUUCUGUUAAUGAUGCAGAGACUUUACAAUGGAGACUUAAAAUAUUGACAUUCAUUGUUAUACAAAAUGUGAUUUGGUUUUUUGUUGUUUGUCUAUUCCAAGAGAUCUGUUGGGAGGAUUAAGAAAAAUUGGUGACCAUAGCAUUAUAAUUUUGUCAUUAUUGCCUUCUAUUGAAACUUUACAUCAGCAAAGAAUCCACUCCAGUGCUUUGUAACUUUUGUUUACACACACUUAUUAUUACUUAAUUUUAAGAGUUUCUUUGCUGAUGGCCACUUUGUGAUCUAGUGUCAUGCUGUUGAAAUAGAUUUCUUCAAUUCAGUAAGUUUGUCAUCUUGUGUAAAUACUGUCGUCAUGUAUUGUCCUAUUUACUGUAUUGUACUGUGUGGAAGGAAUACUGUAUUUACCUGGCUAUAAGAAGAAAUUUUUCAAAUUCACCCUUAAAAAACCUGCAAUCUUUCAUUUGCAAGUGAAACUUUAGUACUUGACCUCAGCGGUUUUACAAUGUGUACUUACUGCUGCUGAACACUAAAAAUUAAUACUUGUUUUGAUAUCAGAUAUCAAAUUUACAAGUAUUUUAUGUAAUUGGUAAACCAACAUUUGGAGAUCAUGAUGAUGAUCUUUUUCAGAGUGACCACAGCAUUUAGUUUGCUUUCAUUAUCAAAUCUGUAAGGAUUGUAAUUUAUACAGAAUGAUUGUGGAUCCUAGUCAUAGCAGUGACUUCAUUGAGAAAGGUAGAUCUAACAGUUGGCAGUUUACAAGUGUAAUGCCAACUCAGUGUGAUGCUAACUUUAAUGUUCAUACCUGAAGCAGAGGCCACAAAAAAAACUGUGUGGCAGUAAGGUGGGGUAUAACAUUAGAAUAUCGUCUUCUUUUUUGUGGCUUUUAUUCUGUAUUUUCACUGGAUCAGCACAUUAUUUUAUGAAUUUGGCAAUAUUAUUGAUAAAAGGUGGCUGGAUGUCCUUCCUGUUGACGACCCCCCCCCCCCCCCCCCUCCCGCCGCCUUCAAUCUACCCACGGGAUGGAAUAUGUGUAUCCCCAUACAUCUAUGUGUAGUGUUAUCCGAGUGAUAACUGAGGCUGGAUAUGGAUUCUAACCUGGUAUUCACCUAGUUGAAUGUGAUGAACUGCUUAAAACCACAUCGAGGUGGGCUGGCACACUGGUCCUCGUUAAUCUGCUUGACAGAUUCAAUCAUGGGAUGGGGCACCUCCGUAAAUCCCAGAAGCUGCAUACUAAUGUACUUGACUAUUUGGGCAGAUGCAUAAGAUUGGGAAUAUAUCAUUAUAAUUUAGGCAACCAAUAAUUUUGAAGUGUUUAAAAUAACAUAAAUCUUUUUGGUUGAUCUUAAGGUACUUUACAUUAGUGAGACAAUUUGUAAUUUUGAUUAACGAGUAUUUCUUUAAAAUAAAAAAUAACUCCCAAGAAGCAUAUUAAAAUAAUGAGUCAUCUCAUAUUCAUGGUCUUCUAAUAGUUAGGUAAAUACAUUAUUUUUUUCUUGAUACUGCACGUUUUCUCUGUCUUGUUAUGAGUGGUUGUCUUAGUCGACGUUUUACUCUGGAGUAGUUGAGUUAAUGUACUGAAAAUGCAAAGUGUAUAUGUAUCUGUGAUGUUGGCAUUGUUAAUGCAUUUUUUGGCCUUGCACAUUUUUGUCACUGGCCUCAGUCUCAAAUCGUUCAAGUUUAUUGCUUGGACAGUAAUUUUGGAGUGACAGAAACACUCUUGAAUUUAAUCAUUGACACAGCAGACCUCAUAAAACUUGAAAAUUUGCAUAAUAGGUGCUUCCUCGUUUUUUUAUUCUAUCAUCUUUUGCAUCCUUACGCAGAAAUAAGACUAAAUUGGGUUGAAGUGGCAUUUAAAUUUUUUUCUGUAUUGGUCUGGCUUUUUGAAAUUUUCUUUCAAGUUUGUUAUUGUAGAGACAAAAACGCACUAUUUUCUUUUGUGCCAGCAGUUGAGAGGUACAGUGUUUGACCUCAGAAUUUUUGUUUUUGUAAGCAGAUGAUUACAAAUUGGUCAAAGCAAUUAUAUUAUCUGAUGCUGGUGCAUAAUGUUAGAACUUCAAGUUUAACACAUAUAUUGUGGAACGACACAACAACACAUAUAAGUCAAAGAGUAAAUUGACAAGUAAGACAUGUGUACACGUUAGCAUUCGAAUGAGCACUGAGUCCCAGUCU
Schistocerca americana (American grasshopper) is the source of this 4458-nucleotide messenger RNA. It is a transcript of the gene Rab9, whose product is annotated as ras-related protein Rab-9B. Gene Ontology annotation, molecular function: GTP binding; GTPase activity. Gene Ontology annotation, biological process: retrograde transport, endosome to Golgi. The transcript is spliced from 3 exons. NCBI's taxonomy places the organism in Eukaryota, Metazoa, Arthropoda, Insecta, Orthoptera, Acrididae. Gene Ontology annotation, cellular component: lysosome; phagocytic vesicle; late endosome. The coding region runs from base 145 to 819 and encodes 224 amino acids. The record is from RefSeq and is a predicted model, not a curated record.